AUGGCUCCUCGAAAACUCCAAGUUGCUUGCGCUGGUCUAGGCCGCAUGGGAGCCAGGCAUGCCCUCAACUUCCUCAACAGGACGCCCAGGGCACAACUUGCGGCUGCCUUCACCCCAGACCCAAACGAGGUUGCGUGGGCCAAAAUACACCUCGAGCCAUCCGGCGUCAAAAUCUACACAAACUACGACGAAAUGCUACGGCACACCGGUCUGGAGGCGGUUGUAAUUGCAACUGUAACAACGGCACAUGCCGAAGAAGCUGUCAAGGCAAUCGAGGCGGACUUGCAUGUCCUAUGUGAGAAGCCUCUCAGCACGAGUGUUGAAGUUUCCCAAUCUGUCGUCGACGCAGCCAGUCGAAAGCCCCAUCUCAAAGUAAUGUGCGGCUUCUCACGACGCUUCGACGCAUCGUACAGAGACGCAUUCAACCGCAUGGACGCAGGAUCCAUCGGCAGACCAUCCGUCUUCCGCUCCCAAACCUGCGAUAAACUCGACCCGUCCGGCUUCUUCGUCGCGUACGCCGAGUUCAGCGGCGGCAUCUUUGUGGACUGCAAUAUCCACGACAUUGAUCUCGCGCUCUGGUUCUUGGGGCAAGACUCGGUGGUCAAGAGCGUCGCCGCCGUCGGUAUAUGCGCAGUACAGCCGGAGCUGCGGAAACACAAAGAUGUCGAUAACGGAAUUGCCGUGGUUGAAUUCUGGGGAGGCAAGGUUGCCUACUUUUACUCUUCGCGCAUGAUGGCCGCUGGCCAGCACGACAUGACUGAGAUCAUUGGAACGGAGGGCAAGCUGAGCGUCAAUGCUAAUCCGAUGGGGAGUUUGGUGGAAAUGUCGGAAGCUUCGGGGGUGCGGCGAGAGAUUCCGUCUGAUUACUAUGGGCGGUUCGAAUAUGCGUUUGUGACGGAGGCGAACGAGUUUACUGCGGCCUGUCUCGAUGAUACGAAGCUGCCGUUUAAGCUGUCGGGUGCUGUGCAGGCCGUCAAGAUUGGGUGCGCGUUGCAGGAGAGUUUGAACUCUGGUCGAAAGAUUAACUUUGAUGAGGUUGGUCGCAGGUUGGAGAACUCCAAGUUGUAA
Messenger RNA from Pochonia chlamydosporia 170, 1068 nucleotides. RefSeq names its product NAD binding Rossmann fold oxidoreductase. Gene Ontology annotation, cellular component: cytoplasm. Gene Ontology annotation, biological process: NADPH regeneration. The record is from RefSeq and is a predicted model, not a curated record. Bases 1 to 1068 code for a protein of 355 amino acids. NCBI's taxonomy places the organism in Eukaryota, Fungi, Ascomycota, Sordariomycetes, Hypocreales, Clavicipitaceae. Gene Ontology annotation, molecular function: nucleotide binding; oxidoreductase activity. The transcript is spliced from 2 exons.